ACCGUUUCGCCAUUCCACGACGAAAACAUGUCCUUCAAAUCUGGCUUCCUGUUAAUUGCGCUCCUAGCGGGGAGCUAUGCAUUUCCAGCUGAAAAUGACAUGUCGAUCUUUUUCGACCACACGGAUUCCUCAUCCCGUAUCGUUGGAGGGACGACCGCCGGUCGAGUUCCCUAUAUGGUAGCGUUGACCACAGGUGCGAUGGUGAGAAACUUGCUUUGUGGCGGCUCCUUGGUAACUUCCAGACACGUCUUGACUGCCGCCCAUUGCAUCGCGGGCGGUAACUUUGUCAGCUCUCUUCGAGGCCACGUUAACACCAACCGCUUCGCCAGCGGUGGUACUUCAUACUCGUUCUCUAGCCGCAUCAUUCAUCACGGCUACAAUGCAAAUACUAUUAAAAAUGACAUCGGUCUCCUAGUCACUUCUUCCAACGUAGCGUUGUCGAGCUCAGUGUCCCUAGCACCUGUGAACUUCAACUUUGUCGGUGCUGGCGUCCCAACCACUGUCACCGGAUGGGGAAGAACUAGGAGUGGUGGUUCUCUAUCUCAAGUCCUUUUACAACUGAGCGCCACCGUCGUCGAUGGAAACGUUUGCAGGACUCGUGUCGCACAACGCGCUCAAGAAAUCUCCCUUAGGAAUGUACCGCCUGUCAACCCUGACGUAGAAAUCUGUACCUUCCACUCCAACGGCCGCGGAACGUGCAAUGGUGACUCCGGCAGUCCGCUGAUGCGCGCCGACCGCAACCAGCAGAUCGGAGUCGUGUCCUGGGGUCUGCCGUGUGCGCGCAACGCUCCCGACAUGUUCGUACGUCUCAGCGCAUUCCGUUCAUGGUUCGAACAAAACACGCGAUAGACACGAUACCACGCGUGAACUCUAGUGAAACUCAGGACCGAAUUUCUAUCGACUUGACUUGAAAUAAAUAAUUACCGUAUAUUGCACAUUAUUCCUUUUAAACCAACUUCAAAAAAGCAGGAAGUUCUUAAUUAGACUGUAUUUAUUUGUUA
This is a messenger RNA of Melitaea cinxia (Glanville fritillary), 1001 nucleotides long. Its product is annotated as chymotrypsin-2-like. The record is from RefSeq and is a predicted model, not a curated record. The transcript has 5 exons. Gene Ontology annotation, biological process: proteolysis. NCBI's taxonomy places the organism in Eukaryota, Metazoa, Arthropoda, Insecta, Lepidoptera, Nymphalidae. Gene Ontology annotation, molecular function: serine-type endopeptidase activity. The coding region runs from base 28 to 849 and encodes 273 amino acids.